AUGGGGAUUAAUGGCCUCCUCCCUUUGCUCAAAUCCAUACAAAAGCCAUGCAAUUUGAAGAAGUUCGAUGGCAAAACCCUCGGGGUGGAUGCUUAUGGCUGGCUACAUCGUGGAACUGUAUCAUGUGCUAUGGAUCUUGCGAUGGAGAAACCAACAAGAAAAUAUGUUGAGUAUUGUAUGCACCGGGUACGAAUGUUACUGCAUUUUGGCGUCACUCCUUACUUGAUAUUCGAUGGUGACUAUUUGCCAAGUAAAGCUGCGACGGAGAAGGACAGAGAGAAGCGUCGGAAAGAUAGCAAACGACUUGGGCAGGAGUUAUUGAAUGCUGGGAAGACCUCACAAGCAUACCUGGAAUUUCAGAAAGCGGUCGAUGUGACUCCGGAGAUGGCCCGUCAUGUAAUUGAUGAGUUGAAAGAGAUGGGAGUACAAUAUAUUGUAGCCCCAUACGAAGCCGAUGCCCAAAUGGUCUACCUAGAACGAAAAGGUAUAAUCGAUGGAAUACUAUCUGAGGACUCUGACCUUCUGGUGUUCGGUGCCAAAUGUCUUCUCACUAAGUUGGAUCAGUUUGGAAACUGUAUUGAAAUUAACAAGGCCGAUUUUUGCGCUUGCAAAGAUGCCAACUUGACGGGCUGGUCUGAUGUCGAAUUUCGGAGGAUGGCAAUCCUAAGUGGUUGUGAUUAUCUAGCUAGCAUGAGUAGAAUGGGGUUAAAGACAGCUUAUCGGCUAGUCCGGAAGCAUAAGACGAUUGAAAAUAUCGUUAAGAUGAUUCAAUUUGACGGGAAAUUCCAGGUGCCGAAGAAUUACCUCGAAUCUUUUUAUCAAGCCGAGUUCACUUUUUUACAUCAGAGGGUUUUCUGUCCCGAGACCUUGACCUUAGUUCUUCACACUCAACCAGAUCUUCCACUCACGGAAGAUCAAAACCAAUUCAUUGGACACGACGUUUCACCACAAAUUGCUCAAGGCGUUGCAAAAGGCGAUUUGGAUCCUAUCACCAAGCAACCCAUUCUCACUGAUCGAAGAAACAUGAUGGCCAAUCCUUUCACGGCUUCGAAGAGAUCUGUCUCAACCAACGAUCUCAAAAAGGGUGUCUCGAUCGAUACAUAUUUCAAAACCAAGCGUACCCCCCUUGCAGAGCUUGAUGUCAAUUGCUUUACACCUUCUCACAGCCAGCAACAGCUCUUGUCUAGAAACUCUGGACCAUUGGUUGCAGAACCAAUUCGUCCAUAUUUGCAACGAUCUACCACCGCAGUUGAGCCACAAUUACCUCCUCACCCUACCCCUCAAAGCGCCAGAUCGAUUGGACGACGAGUGGAUUCAUUCACUGAGUCGCGUCCACCAAAGCGUGCUCGAUUAUGUGAGGAUGAUUCGUACCUUCGAACACCAGGAACUGGUCAGAAAGUGGAGCUCGGUCGAAGCCGUUUCUUUGCGGAUGGAUUCGAAGAUGACAGUCCAAGUGUUCUCAAGGUUUCAAAGAGAAAGAAAAAGCCGAAGGAGGAUAUCAACAUCUAUUCAGACGAUUCUAUCGAGGAAGCUAUGAUGAGCCUUCCAGAUGUCGACAACUAUUUUAUAACCAAGGAACCAAAAAUCAACAUCUUCCGAGAACCUUCGUCCAAAUUUACUCAUGACUCUCAGGAAAGUGCAACAACUACGUCUACCAAGCAUCAUGAGUCUCAAGAUUCUCAAAGUACUGUUCCCAGUCUUGAUUCUUCGACCUCUAGCAGACACUCAUCUGAGCAGCCACCCUCUCCGACUCUCAAUUCAUCCACCUCACUCCCAUCCUUGAAGAGCAGAUUUUCGUUUGCUGCUUCAAAUAUUGCAAUACCAAAGACUACUCCCAAUCAAGGUCUUCCAACCCCACCAUCCUCCUUCUCGGCUCAGUUCCAAUCGCGGAUUCCUGUUUCAGCGAAGUCGAUUCCCACGAUUGCAAAGAAACCUACCCCCUCAGCUAGAUCUGUACUCACUCCUCUUCAGCGAUUAGGUGCUGCUGCACACAAUCGCUUCAAGCUCCCACCAACACCUCCAAUGACUCCAAUUCUCGCCGCCGGCCCCAUCGCCUUUCUCCGCAGGACCUGCGUCCCUUUUCCCGAGGCUAGCAAAGAGAACAACCCAAGAUUGGCAAACAUUCAACCGGCAUCCGUCCCCUUACCCCCAGUCGAUGAAACCGAAGAGGCUGCUUUGAACCAGAAGGGUAGCGAGGAUAUGAUCACACCAGACAGCGAGAGGGAGGAUGAGCCAUUGUCGCCAACCGAAGAGGGAUCAAGUAAGGGAUUGGGGUUGAGUCUUAAUUUGGGAAGAUUCGCAUAUGCUGGUUGA
Molecule: messenger RNA, 2313 nt
Organism: Sclerotinia borealis F-4128
Lineage: Eukaryota; Fungi; Ascomycota; Leotiomycetes; Helotiales; Sclerotiniaceae
Source: the annotation of a GenBank genome assembly